GGAACAAGUACACAACCUGGAAGAGGGGACACACAAAUAAACUAUGAGCUCCCCAGAGUCUGCACCACUUCCUCGGCAGGCCUCUACACCAGAUGACCUUCUAGGGGGAAUUCUUGUUGAAGACAAGAGCAAAUUCAAGAGCUGCAAUGAGAUUGGAUUUUACAGAAGGCAGCAAUGCUUACCACCAGGUCAGUCCCUUUAUCACGCUCGUCUGGAUACUCUGAUGGUUGAGGAUUCAGGUGCAACUUUUCAAAUCCUUCACCAGGAAACCAAGGUUCCUCUACAGGUAGAGUUGAAUGCAUUGAAGGGUGGUAUCUUCAGGCUUAAAAUCAAUGAGGUGUCUCCAUUGAGGCCAAGAUAUGAGGUUCCUGAUGUGUUGGUGGGAGAGCCGGCCACUGAGAGGCUGGUUGUGUCCAAACGGGAAUCAGGAAUUGUUGUUCUGGAAUAUCCACAUGGGGUAUAUAAGCUACACAUCAUUGCUCAGCCUUUCUCCAUCUCCAUAACACACAAGAACAAGCCCCUUAUCAGUGUAAACUCACAGGGACUUUUGUACUUCGAACAUCUGCUUUCCCCACCCAAGGAAAGUGUGGGAAAUGACUCUCAGGAUUCAGCUCAGGUAAAGAGAAGAAGAUAUGUAUAUACCUUUUAUGUAAUAGGCCACUUUAUCAUGUUCCAUACAAACCAUGGGCGUUAUAACCCAUCGCCAGCUGUUGCCCAGUCCUGCUAUAUGAAAUAUUCUGUUCUUGGGUUCAGAAAUGUCCCAGCUUUCCAGAAUGAGUCUGGACUCUGGAAAGAAAGAUUUGCAAAUUUUGUGGACAUUAAAGCCAAUGGGCCAACCUCAGUGGGUCUGGAUUUUUCGUUGCAUGGGUUUGAAUAUUUAUACGGAAUUCCAGAACAUGCAGAUACUCACAGACUACAAGACACCGGGGAGAGUGAGGCAUAUCGUCUGUACAAUCUGGAUGUGUUUGGGUACCGUGUAGCUGACAAAAUGGGUAUAUAUGGAUCUGUGCCCCUUCUCCUGGCUCACAAACCUUCACACACUUGUGGGGUCUUCUGGCUAAACUCCUCCGAGACACUGGUGGAAAUCCACUCCAAGGCAGCUCUCCAGGCUUCAGCGCACACACAAAAGCAGAGAGCUAUCCCCCAGUUAAAUGUCAGAUGGAUGUCCGAGAGUGGGAUAGUGGAUGCGUUCCUGAUGAUGGGCCCUACACCUCAGGAUGUGUUCAAGCAGUAUGCACAGUUGACAGGCACUCAGUCGCUCCCUCCGCGAUUCUCUCUGGGAUAUCACCAGUGCCGCUGGAACUAUGAGGAUGAAGCCGAUGUGGAGGCAGUGGAUUCAGGCUUCGAUGAACACAACAUCCCCUAUGAUGUCAUCUGGUUAGAUAUCGAGCACACUGACGGGAAGAGGUAUUUUACCUGGGAUCCGGAGAGAUUCCACAGUCCAGAACGGAUGCAGGAAAAACUACGAGAGAAAAGACGCAAGCUGGUUGUCAUUUCUGAUCCUCAUGUUAAGGUCGAUCCAAAUUAUACCUUGUAUACUGAAGCCAAAGAUAAAGGAUUCUUUGUGAAGACGAGAGAAGGACAGGACUUUGUGGGAAACUGUUGGCCAGGUUCCUCUAGUUACUUGGAUUUCACAAACCCCGCUGCACGAGACUGGUAUUCAUCUCAAUUUGCGCUCAAUGUCUAUAAAGGGUCCACUGAUAUCUUGUUUGUAUGGAAUGAUAUGAACGAGCCCUCUGUGUUUGAGGAAUCGGAGGUCACAAUGCCGAAGUCUGCAUUGCAUCACCAAGGCUGGGAGCACCGAGACGUCCAUAACCUCUAUGGAUUCUACCAGCAAAUGUCCACUUCAGAAGGUUUGACUCAGCGCUCCGGAGGUCAAGAAAGACCGUUUGUACUUACAAGGUCUUUUUUUGCAGGUUCCCAGAGAUAUGGUGCUGUUUGGACUGGAGACAACAAGGCAGAAUGGGAAUACCUGAAAAUCUCCAUUCCAAUGCUGCUCACCCUGAAUGUGACCGGGAUUUCCUUCUGUGGAGCUGAUGUUGGUGGCUUUUUUGGUGACCCAGAACCUGAGCUCCUUGUCCGCUGGUACCAAGCUGGUGCUUUCCAGCCUUUCUUCCGUGGGCACUCUAUCCGUGACAGCCAUCGCCGUGAACCCUGGUUAUUUGGAGAAAGCACCACUUGUUUGAUUAGGAAGGCCAUAGAGGAACGCUAUAUUUUGCUUCCAUACUGGUACCUGCUCUUCUACCGGGCCCAUGUGAAUGCUGAACCAGUGAUGAGGCCUCUAUGGGCAGAAUUUCCCAAGCACCCAGAAACGUUUGAUGUAGAGAACCAGUACAUGUUAGGUAGUGCCCUUUUGAUUGUGCCAAUUAUGGAUUCUGGUACCUCUUCUCUGGAUGUGCUGUUUCCUGGUUCUGGCGAGCGCUGGUACAACUUUCGAAACUUCGAGUGCAUCAGGGGGCCUCAUAAACAGAAAGUGGGAGUAACUUUAGAAGAGAUUCCAGUUUAUCAGCGAGGUGGUUCCAUUAUACCCAUGCACUGCACUGUGGGAAAAUCAACAGGCUGGAUGGAGGGAAGUCCUUACAAGUUACACAUAGCUCUGGACUCCAAGGGUUCAGCUGCAGGAGAGCUGUUUAUAGAUGAUGGACAUUCUUUUAAGUAUCUACAUGAACAUAUGUUCAGCCACAGAAGGUUCACCUUCCAGAAAAAUAUUCUAUCCUGCAGGUCUGCAGACAAAAAAGGUCAGUUCCCUGCAGAGUCCAUUCUGGAGAAGGUGCUAAUCUUGGGUUUCAAAAGACGACCAUCUAAAAUCAGCGUGCAUAGUGAAGGAGGGGAUGGGAGAAAAGUGAUCUUCACUUACAACCACAAGCUUUGUCUACUGACCCUGGAGUCCCUCUCCCUGGAUGUCUCUGCUGACUGGACGAUUCACAUCACAAGCUUUUCAUAGCAUUUCUUCUCUUUGACAGUUACCGCUCCCUCUUUUUAUACAUUGACUCUUAUGAUAACGAUGUUGUUGAUCACGUGCAGUUCUGAAUACUGAUGCACUGAACAAAGAUCAAAUUCUCACAAUUCAUUGAACACAAUGAAAAUAUAAUGAUUUUGUUUACAGAAUUACAUGACAAAAAGGCCAAAGCCUGUGCGAAAGAUUGAUAUUAAUAAAAUUACUACAUAGCAGACCUGUCCAAAUUUGAAUGCCAAUAUUUGUUUUCUGCAUGCUAUUAUGAUACGGUAUCCAUAGGGGGAGUAUGUUUUUUUUGGUUUGUUGGGGAAAGACACAAUCAGGAUACAUGACUAGAUCUAAAAGAAGACAGGGUAUUUUUUUUACAAUUGAAAACGUUGGUGCCUAUUAAAUAGUUAAUAUGUUAUAUAUAUUUCAUUGGGAAAUUGCUAGUAAUUUGUGUUUAUGAAUAAGGGACAACCCAGGCAAGAAACGUGUUAAGCUUCUGUCAGCCUGAUUUUUUAUUUCCCACUGAUGUUGUCGUGAGCAGGCUUGAUUCGCAAUAAAUCUUUGAAGCAAGUAA
This is a messenger RNA of Spea bombifrons (plains spadefoot toad), 3518 nucleotides long. RefSeq names its product glucosidase alpha, neutral C (gene GANC). Gene Ontology annotation, molecular function: alpha-1,4-glucosidase activity; carbohydrate binding. The coding region runs from base 44 to 2944 and encodes 966 amino acids. Gene Ontology annotation, biological process: carbohydrate metabolic process; N-glycan processing. The transcript is spliced from 24 exons. The record is from RefSeq and is a predicted model, not a curated record. NCBI's taxonomy places the organism in Eukaryota, Metazoa, Chordata, Amphibia, Anura, Pelobatidae.